Molecule: messenger RNA, 1806 nt
Organism: Oppia nitens
Lineage: Eukaryota; Metazoa; Arthropoda; Arachnida; Sarcoptiformes; Oppiidae
Gene: Abi
Product: abl interactor 2-like
Exons: 4
Coding region: 262-1698 (478 amino acids)
Molecular function (GO): SH3 domain binding
Source: RefSeq, a predicted model, not a curated record
AUAUAUUAGUCAAUAAAUAAAUAGUGUUUUUGAAAACAUUUUAUUAAUUUUUUAUGAAUUAUGCGUUAAUUUGAAUAUUUUUUUAAUAAAUAAUUUAAUAAUUAUUAAUUUAAUCGACAAUUUGAUUGUCAUAAAAGUAAUGUACAAAAUAGAUAUCAAUUAAUUAGUGACAAUUGGCUCACAAAUAAACAUUUGACGGCAUAAUCGGCUUAACUGAGACCACAGUAGGUAUUAGAGGUCAAAGACAUCGCCAGAUAAGAGAUGACAGUCGAGCACAACAUCUCUCAAGACAUGCCAUCAGCGAUGGCUGACUUGAUAUCAUUGAUUGAGAAUGAGAUCCCCGAAGGCCGACAAAACCUGAUUGACUCGCAUUCAAAUCUGGACAAAGUUGCCGACUAUUGCGAGACCAACUACUUUCAGUCGGAUAACAAGAGGUCGGCAUUGGAAGAGACUAAGAACUAUACGACUCAAUCAUUAGCUUCGGUGGCCUAUCAGGUGAACACAUUGGCCUACAAUUUGCUUCAUAUGUUGGACUUACAAACGGCACAGUUGGCAGAAAUGGAGUCCCAAAUCAAUCAUAUUUCACAAACGGUUGACAUUCAUAAAGAGAAAGUCGCCCGAAGAGAGAUCGGUAUAUUGACCAGCAAUAAGAGCACUGUUAGACAACACAAGAUAUUAGUUCCGGCAAAUCCCGAGCGACCGAUAAAAUAUAUAAGAAAACCAAUUGAUUAUUCAGUAUUGGAUGACAUUGGACACGGAGUUAAGAUAGCGUCGCAAAAUGCACCGCGAAGUAAGUCAUAUACGUUGAAGAAUGGAUCGGGAACUUUAAUGAUGAGUAGCGGACCCGCGCCCACCACUAAACCACCGACACCUCCGCAGACCAUUAGAAACGUAGGAAGUCUGUCCCGAGGAAAUAAAGAAUACCGAACUCCUGCGCCACCCAUUGCACCCCCACAGGUCCCCAGCAAUUAUGCGCCUAACUAUCCAUUGGGUCACCCGAAGGCUAUUGAAAAUAAUAGACGCGGUUCAGGAUAUUCUACAUUACCAUUGGGUUUGGGACAUCAAAGUGGUGUUAUUCAACAACACAAUCUUAUGCAACAAAUGAGUGGUCAAAAUCACUCACAUUAUAGCCAAUCAACUCAGGGGUCACAACAAGGCCAACCAAUAGGUAUGGUGCACCCCAUUACCCAUCCGACAUAUAAUCAACAUAAUAAUAAUAAUACGGCAAACUUUGUAGUCCCGCCUUCUCCAACACCACCGCCUCCUCCACCACCACUACAUGAGAUACCAAUGCUAUCUCCUAUUAGUGAUUCUUUGCCAGACCCGCCACCAAUGCAUUUACAACACAACCAACACAACGAUCACUAUGAGAGGCACUCCAAUGCUUCGCCACCAUUACCACCUCCACCAUCCAUAGAUGAUAAUCAUCAUAUGAAUGUUUAUAAUAUGGAACACAUUCCUCAAACUAUGAACGGCUAUAGAGAACGACACAAUCAAGAGCCGGAUUGGGUGCCAAAUAAUUAUUUAGAAAAAGUGGUUGCAAUAUAUGAUUAUAACGCCGACAAAGACGAUGAACUGUCAUUCCAAGAGAAUUCAGUCAUUUAUGUGAUUCGUAAGAACGAUGACGGAUGGUAUGAGGGAGUCAUGGAUGGCAUCACUGGUCUAUUUCCCGGCAAUUAUGUCGAGCCAUGCAUUUGAAACAUCCAAUUAUAGGCAAUACAACUACACUAUUAUAAGAUGCCAUUUAAUAGAUGAUUUUGUUUUCAACUUUCUAUGAUUUCAAUAUACACUUAAUUUUAUGAUUUA